This is a messenger RNA of Erinaceus europaeus (western European hedgehog), 2614 nucleotides long. It is a transcript of the gene NKD1, whose product is annotated as NKD inhibitor of WNT signaling pathway 1. Gene Ontology annotation, cellular component: cytoplasm. The coding region runs from base 185 to 1585 and encodes 466 amino acids. Gene Ontology annotation, molecular function: calcium ion binding. The record is from RefSeq and is a predicted model, not a curated record. Lineage: Eukaryota; Metazoa; Chordata; Mammalia; Eulipotyphla; Erinaceidae. The transcript is spliced from 10 exons. Gene Ontology annotation, biological process: negative regulation of Wnt signaling pathway.
CCCGGGCGUCAGUCGGGCCGCGGUGUCGGCGGCAGGAGCUGGUCUCGGCGCCGCCUCCGGCUCGGCUGGCUCGGGGGCCGCUCCAGGAGGAGGAGAAGGACGACGAGGCGCUGCUGGGCGAGCCGCAGGGCCCCGCGCGCGGGCGCAUGGCUUAGGGGGCGCCUCCUCCUGCCGCGCCCCCAGCAUGGGGAAACUUCACUCCAAGCCGGCCGCUGUGUGCAAGCGCAGGGAGAGCCCGGAAGGUGACAGCUUUGCAGUGAGCGCCGCCUGGGCUCGUAAAGGCAUCGAGGAGUGGAUCGGGAGGCAGCGCUGCCCUGGAGUCAGCUCCGGACCCGGACAGCUGCGGGCAGCUGGCACCGUUGGCAGAGGAACCCGGGAACUCUUGGGUGAAGUUUUCAGAGAAACACUCAGCGAGGAGGAAGAAGAAGACUUUCGGCUAGAAGUGGCUCUGCCGCCUGAGAAGACAGAAGGACUGGCCAGUGGCGAUGAGAAGAGGAUGGAGAAGGCAAGCGAGUCUUGCCCAGGCUCCAAGAAGCAGCUCAAAUUUGACGAGCUACAGUGUGACGUGUCCGUGGAGGAAGACAGCCGGCAGGAGUGGACCUUUACCCUGUAUGACUUUGACAACAACGGCAAGGUUACCCGAGAGGACAUCACCAGCCUGCUGCACACUAUCUACGAGGUAGUGGACUCCUCCGUCAACCACUCUCCGACAUCCAGCAAAACCCUACGGGUGAAGCUCACCGUGGCCCCUGAUGGGAGCCAGAGCAAGAAAAACAUCCUGCUCAACCAUCCCGACCUGCAGAGCAUGAGGCCCAGAGCAGACACCAAACCCACGGAGGAGUUGCGCAGCUGGGAGAAGAAGCAGCGAGCCCCCCUCAGGUUCCAGGGUGACAGCCGCCUGGAGCAGUCAGGCUGCUACCACCACUGUGUGGAUGAGAACAUCGAGAGGAGAAACCACUACUUAGACCUCGCUGGGAUAGAGAACUACACAUCCCAGUUUGGGCCUGGCUCCCCGUCGUUGGUGGCCCAGAAGUCGGAACUGCCCCCUCGCCCCUGCAACCCGACUCGGUCCCGCUCCCACGAGCCGGAAGCCAUGCAUGCCCCACACCGAAAGUCGCAAGGCGCAGAGCCCGGCUCCUUCCACCCCGACCCCGCGUUCGCCAAGGUCUCCUCGGAGGUCCAGCAGCACCUCCGGGGCACUCAGGAGGGGAGCAAGCACUUUGUGAGGUCUCCCAAGGCCCAUGGCAAGGGCGUGCCCCACAUGUCCAGGGGGGCGAGAGGCAAAGCCCCCGGGGGUGCCGCCGUGUCCCCCUCGGGCCACAUGGCAGCCAGCCCAGCCCUGCUCCCCACACUGGCGCCCCUCGGCCACAAGAAGCACAAGCACCGCGCCAAGGAGAGCUCACAGGGCUGCCGGGGGCUGCAGGCGCGCCUGGCCGUGGGCGCCGCCUUGCUGGGGCGGGACCACGUGAGGGAGCUUCCCGCCGUGGUGGUGUACGAGAGCCAGGCCGGCCAGGCGGUCCAGAGACACGAGCACCACCACCACCAUGAACACCACCACCAUUACCACCACUUCUACCAAACCUAGAGUCCCACCCUACCCAGAGAACCCCCCCCCCACUCCCAGGCCCAGCCAUAUGAAGGACACCCCCCCACUGCCUCACACCUCCCCUCUCUACCCAAGGCAUUAUUAUUCUAUUAAUUAUUGUUAUUAUGAUGAUUAUUGUUAUUAAUAAUUAUUGUUACUCCACUAAUAUUCAGCUAGCCUCCAUGUAGAAGAUAUAUGGAAACACAGAACUAAACUUUUAUUUAUAUGUUGUGGGAACUGCGUAACUUCACCCAAGAAAUGACUCUGGGUUGGGAAGUGGCCUGGAGCCAGCAGAGACUCCCUUCCUUGGGUUCCCUGCCCCGCCCCUCACCCCUCCGGGCUGUGAUCUUGUGAUCUUGGCUUCUCUGGGGAGCCCCUGCCCAGAACUCUGCCCAUUCCCACCCCCCUUCCUGGAGAAUCCCCUUUACCUGGCUCAGCUUCCAAAAACCCUCGAAAAUCUCCGAGAAGAUAAACAGCUGCUACCUCUUAGUAUUAUUCUGAUUUUAUUUCACCCUCCACUGAUGGUCAUAACGUGCUCCAAGGGAUUUCUGCAGACUGCAGAUGUUCAAUCUUCCUGGCUGUUGUGUUUUUUCUGUCCCAACUUAGAAACCUGACUCAGCUCUCCUUUCUAGAGUUAUCUUUCUACACCUUUUCCAGUGCAAUCACGUCCCUGCCCCAAACCAAGCCCAUCUUUUCUUCUGUGCCCAACAAGCAAAUGCACUUCUCCUCUCCCCUCCCCUCUCUUCUUUAGAAAGACACAUAUACACACAUAUUUAAAGGCAGCCCCUGAAACCAGCCUUCUGAUCUGGGAAACCUCUGGAGAGGGAACUAACCAUAUAAACAAGCAUGGUUUCCCAGCUCAGGCAAUUGUGUGGUGUUGGUUGCAACCGAAGAUGUGGAAACCUCAUGUUCUCCCAUCAGCAAAUAGACUCAUACCUAUGUGCUUCUUUAACAAAGCUUUCUGUAUCUAUAGCUAGAUGCCAUCUGUCUCUUUCUAUAUAUCUUUCUAUAAAUAUACGCUCUCAGGUA